Penicillium brasilianum is the source of this 1233-nucleotide messenger RNA. The record is from the annotation of a GenBank genome assembly. NCBI's taxonomy places the organism in Eukaryota, Fungi, Ascomycota, Eurotiomycetes, Eurotiales, Aspergillaceae.
AUGGCGCGCAUCAACGCUCAUUUCGUCGAUAUUAUUGAGGGCCCUGCAUACCGCGUGCUGGGGGAGGAUGAAAGUCCCGUCUGGGGGUGGAUGGUAGUGAAUUUUCCCAACAGAGGCCUACAGAUUUUCCUCCCAGAUGGUACUUUCUAUCGCGAGAUCUGCGUUGGCGGGCCCAAGGGCACGCUGACAUCGGACGAGUGGCUGCCAUUCGGGCCGCCAGAGCAUAGCACUCCUGCUAAGCGACCAGCAGAGGAACAGCUGCAAAAGCUGAUCAAGCAGCUUCAAGAUCCUGAUUAUCUGAAGGGCUUCAUACGGAUGAUCAACGAAGCUAGCCGCAACAAUCCAGCACCGCCAAAGGCGUAUGCAGGCACUGUCAAUUCUAUCAUCGGGAGACCUUUGGCUCUGGUGAACAUGGGAUGGUCCCUCGAACUCGCUGGCGAUGCCUAUGCGAAUCAGUCCUCUUUUUUCCCCAACCACAUACCGGGCGAGCAAACAUUGCUCUCAUCGAAGGAGGUUUAUAAGUUACCAGUCAAAAUCGGUGAUCGUAAUCGUCUGUUUGAUGGCAUGCUUGGCUAUUUCAAACCACUUAAGAAGGACAGAAAAUCUGGGAAUUACUUUGAUCUCACACGGCUACAUACGUUCUAUGUUGAAGAUCAUAACGGCAAGAAGGAUCCCCGCUCAGCAAUUGACAUUGCCCAGCCUCCUAUGUCCCUGUCGCCGACGUGGGUUUCCCCCCUGAAUCGAUAUUCUCCUGGAGGCAAGGCCACGAAGACUGUCAGCCCCAGCGAUUACAAGCGGGCUUACAGCGGGAAUCUACAAGUUGUGGCGGCUGUCAUUGACCCUUUCACAGCGGUAACAGUUCACAGUGGCAUCCUACCACCAAAAUCUCUCCAGAUUCCUGAGUUUGUAUGGCAGGAUGCCUUCCAGAACAUGACCGCCUUCUUCCGGGUUGGGCCUGUGAUAAUGAGUACAGGAGUGCCGUCAUACCAGAAAGACAGUCGACAGACCGACCGGUGGGAGGAGGUCGAGCCCGUUCGUUCAAAUGUCCGCUUUCAUACCAUGCAGGGUGAGAAGUGGGCAUGGCUGCAGCCCUAUGAAGAUGAGGGCGAAAAAGUCUAUAUGCCCUUGACGGUGGGCCAGGUUGAGCCGGGUCUGACCUUUGAGCCAGGUCCGUAUACUGCCAUCGAAGGAUACUUGCAUUUGAGGAAGUCCUUGGCCUCGAAGAAAUCAUGA